UCCGGUUGAGCAUUGUAGCUGGUUGGAAAACUCAGCGUAUUUACACUUUGGCUCACGAUGUACGGUCAUCUGAAUUAAACUGAAAUAUCGUCGCACAUUGCAGAACAUUAUAAGUGCAAUAUUAAAAUAUUUUUUAAAGGCUUACUGCAAAUUUUGUUCAAAUUUCAAAGGAUUUUUAAAGAAAUAAAUGAGAAAAAGAACGGAUGAAAAUAGAUAACAUAGAAGUCUUCAGCAAAGAAAAUAAAUUUCUCAGAUCUCUGGCAACAUCAGAUUGAGAGAGAGAGUCUCUCAUUCAAAUUCGUCUGCAUCCAAAAGGUUUGGUGUUCCAUGAAAGGAUAUUCAAGAACUGGAAUGAAGAGGGAAUGCAGCAGCACCUUUGCUUCACGCUUCGUGGAACUUCUGGAAAGAAAUUAGAACAGACCAUCUGGACGGUUACCUGAAAUAAACGCGCACGCUUGAGAUUAUGCGAGGAAGUGCGUGAAUUUUAAAGAUUAACGGUGUGAUCCAGAACGUGAUCGUCAUUGAAUGGAUGCCAUCGCCACGCCGGUCACCGCCGUCUCACCUCCCCAAAGCUGGUCUUGUACUAAUGGUGGCGCACAUGCUUGCGGUGUCGGGGGUGCCGGCACGUACCACCUGUGCAGGGGGAGAGUGGAGGUGUGGAGGAGACGACGGAGGCGGCAAAUGUAUCAGCCUCAACAAGUUCUGCGAUGGAAUAGAAAACUGUGAAGACGGCUCAGACGAACCCUUGGGAUGCACAAAUUGUAAUCGCACUUUCUAUGGAGAAGCCAAUGUAAAGUAUCCUCUACGUGUAACAGGACCAUUUCAGAGAUAUCUUCCUUUCGUUUGUAAGAUAACAUUUGUUGCUGCUGGAAAGGAAUUUGGAGAUUUUGUUGAACUGACAUUCUUGUCUUUCCAAAUUGGAAGACUUGAGCUUACGAGAAAUCAAACAUCCAUCUGCCAGAAAGGUUACUUGAAGAUUUCUGAGUGGUCAGAUAGUUCAAGAGAUUGGGAUGAUGAUGCAUCAAUUACAUUCUAUUCUCCUGGAAGAUAUUCAUCGGUAUUCCCAAGAGUGCCUGAAGAAUCUAUUACCCGUUUAUCGCCAAAUUUUGGCGAAUUUUGUGGCUCUAUGAUUGAAAGGAGUGUCACCUUUUUCUCCCAAGGCAGUAAUGUUAGUGUAAUGGCUGUCGUGCCCAGUAGGGCUUCUAUACCUUCGACAUCAUUUAGUCUGUACCUUACUUACAGAUUUUUGAAGCGCAGACCUACACAAGAAAGUGGAAAAUCGAGCUACAUGGGUCGUCCAGUUCCAGGAACAUACUGUGAUCGUGAGUUUCUUGAUUGCCAUAGCAACCGACGCUGCAGAAUUAGAACUCCUAACUUUCCUGGAUUUUAUCCGAGAAAUAUUACAUGUCACUAUUUUAUUAGACAUCCGAAAGCUCCUGAGGGAUACACGGCCAAAAUUGUUUUAUCUCAACCGAAUGACUAUAAAAUCUCAGUUCCCACUGGCAGAGCGACUUCCACGAGUGGUACCAGUUUCUUAUUAUCCACAGACUGUAUCAGUGGCGAUGCUGUUCGAAUUUACGAUGGUCCAUCCACUCGAUCUCCACAGAUCUUGGAAUUCUGCGGAUCAGGAUCUUUACCAGAGAUUGUUUCCAGUGGUAACGAGCUCCUGGUACAAAUCUACAGUGCUCCCUAUCAGCAUCUGAGUAACUCAAGGGUGGAGAUUGAAGUUUCAGUAAGAUAUGAGAUGGUCCAAAUUGAAACUCCAGAAGACAACGGACGUUGUCUUUAUACCUUAGAUGGCACAAAAAGACGUUGGGGUCUGCUUCACAGCCCAAAACAUACCAUGCCACCAAACACAAACUGUACAUAUAGAUUGAUCGGAGCCUCUAAACAUGAUAGAAUUUGGUUGUACUUCGUCUCAUUUUUCGCCCUCGUCGAAAAACAACCCACUUCACCGAACACUGAAAAUUCUUGCUCUGUAAGCAAGUUAGAAAUCUAUGACUUAGGAGAAGCUAAGUCGAAUGUAAGUGGAAGUUCAUCUGGCAUCUCUGAGCCUAGUCAUCUUUUCUGUGGUGAAACUGGCCCACGACUUUGCGCUCAUGCUGCAGAUUAUCCACCGAAAUAUUUACCACCAAGGCCCUGUGAGGUUCCAAAUGAAAGCUACUUCUCUCAGGGCUCCGAAAUGAUCAUCAGACAUCGCUUCCUUUCUUUUGCAUCUGAACUUCUGACAACCUCGACAAGUUCUUUCACAGCUCGAUACGAAUUUAUUGACACUAACCAGCAAGGUACUCAGAUUGAUCAUUCUGAAUGCGACAGACGACUGGACAGCAGACUUGGUAAACAAGGAACGAUCGCAAAUUCUAGAAAUGUGUUCCUCUAUGGAAGAGGUGGCCGCCAUAAUCUGACAUGUAUGUUUCAUUUUGUUGGACUUCCCACAGAAAGACUCAAACUGACAAUUAAGAAAGCAAGACUUAAAAACAACAAAUCCUUGUGCAGUUCUUAUUAUGAUCCCGUGUUCCAAAGACACGGUUGUCGAAUGUCAGCCGUUCGACAAGGAUUUCCACAAUCUCUGUCGUGGUCUCUUCUAGGAGCUUCUGAACACUGGUCUGGUUAUUCAUCUCCAGUUGGCUGUACAUGUGAUGCAGCUAUUGAAAAAGAUUCCCAAGCCAUGGUUUUUGAGUCUGUCGUGAGUAACGUCAAACUGAACUUUGAAAUUGUUGGAAUGAGCCAUCUUGAAGACUUCGAGGAUUAUUUUUUCGAAGCAGACUAUGAAUUUUUGAAUUAUUCUUUGUGUGAUAUUGGACUUCGUCGACAUUCUGGACUGAGUGGAGACGGGAUCUUGUCAUUCCAGUUGCCGUCAUCUCAUUCAAAGGUGCCUUCCCCUUCUAGGCCCAUUCGAUGUCGUUGGAAGAUUGAAGCUUCUCCCCACAAGCAUCUUUAUUUAAAAUUCAAAGGCUUUAAUGCAUCGAUAGUUGAAGAGUGCCCUCUAGGAAGUCGACUUCUUGUUUACCUGGAUCCACAUGAGAAACCCGUAGCGAACGCUUGCGUCGACAGUGACAAAUCUGACCAAAAGGCGGAUGAACUAGUGGAAUUCGACAUCUUCUCCCACACGUGGUACAAUGAGUCCCGAAACAAGAUUCAUGGGCAAGAACGGGACAGGUUGUUUGUAGAAAUGGUCUCAUCACACGAUUCGGCAUCAUUUGUGAUACAAUGGCUUGAAGUGACAAGACCAUUUGUCAGAACUCAGUCAGGUCAGACUCUCAGGAACGUUGAUUGCUUGUUCGAAUGUCCUGAAAUUGGUGCCUGCAUCGACCCUGAAUUAUGGUGUGAUGGCACUGCGCAUUGUCCUUCAGGAUUCGAUGAAUCACCUGAUCACUGUAAAUAUUUUCCAGUGGCCUAUGUAUCUUGUGCAGCUGCAGUUGGUUUUGUAACUAUUUUGAUUUUAAUAUGGUUCGCUGUGCGAAGAAGACGGCUGCGGAAGAUGUUGAAAAAAAAGGACAUUCGCCAAUUUCCGCCAGAUGAUUACUGUGUUGAAAGCCCUAUUGGAUAGUUUUAGAGUAACGUGGGAAAUACAUCAGAUGUUUUAGCAUAUUAUGAAUCCAGUCAUGAUGUCCAAGCAGUCAAAUAUACUGUUUGAAAAUUUUAACAUGAAAUGUCCAUUAAUGAACCUGAUGGAACAUUAAAUAAUUUCUACAAUACGUAUUCCAGUGAUAAAUAUUAUUGGACGGUUCAAAUGUCUUUGCAUAUUCGCAGAAUUUGUUUCACAUUUAGAUAUGAAACGUGCAACACGAGUGUCUUUGCUUGCAUAUCAGCUGGAAGGAACUUUUAGAAAUACAAGACUUUCUAAUGACGUGACUGUGAAAACAUAACUACUUAAUCUUCAAGAAUAAAUGCAGAUGAACUGAGAAGUCGUAAAUUGGUGCUCAGAAUUGCUCAUUCUCAGCAGAUAAGUAAGGGGCAAAUAUUUUACGAAUUUCUUGGUGUAGGUGUUAGUUGUUUAUAUCUGAAUAACCUUUUUGAUGUGACAAUGUUUCUUUCAAAGACUUAAACCAAAAAUGGGUGGGUAAUAUUUUGUUGUGAAAAAUAAUGGCUAAGGACUCCUUUUUUCUAUUGAUUAUUUAACACAAAAUAUGAAUUUGAUAUAAGGAUGUGACUACUUUCGGAAUGAUUUUAAAAAAAAAACUUUCGUAAAUAGUUAUAUAUUUAAUUAUUUAUAUUAAAAAUAUUUAAAAAAAACAUCUAGGAAACCAAAAUAUACCAGUUGAGUGGCCAAAGACUUUAAAAAUUGGAAAAAGAGUUGUUUUAUUUUGACUCAAAAGAGAUAUAAAGAAAAACACUUUUGCUUUAGAUGUUUACCAAAUUAUUUGCUUAAAAUUGUGUAGAUAGCUUAAGAAAUAUAUUUUCUAGUUCCUGAAAUAAAAAAUAAGCUGAAUUCUAUUCAUUCUUUAAAUAUUGGGGGGCGACUGAUA
Messenger RNA from Argiope bruennichi, 4469 nucleotides. RefSeq lists its product as uncharacterized. Gene Ontology annotation, cellular component: plasma membrane. The transcript has 11 exons. NCBI's taxonomy places the organism in Eukaryota, Metazoa, Arthropoda, Arachnida, Araneae, Araneidae. Gene Ontology annotation, molecular function: protein binding. The coding region runs from base 530 to 3550 and encodes 1006 amino acids. The record is from RefSeq and is a predicted model, not a curated record.